AUGGAUGCAUCGAAUGUAUUGCCUGACGACGAAAUAGACGAAAUUCUGGGUGCCAUCGCCACACCGACAGAACAGGAAGACGACACCCUGCAAUGGGGCAAUAUAAGUGAGGAGGCUCUGAAUGAAACGUGCGCUGUUGCCGAAGAAGAAAUUGGAGAAACAGAAGAAGUCAGAGAGCCACAUGAGGUAGACGACACCCUGCAAUGGGGCAAUAUUACUGACGAGGCUCUAACUGAAGCGUGUACUGUUGCCGAGGAAGAACUUGAAAAAAAAAAAGAAAUCACACAGCCACAUGAGGUACCAUUAAUAUGGGAAGACAUCGACGAAACAGAAUUAGUAAAUGUUACGGUGGAAGCCGAACAACGUGGAAGUGCCGUCAUGCAUGGAGAUAUGGAAGAAUUACAGUGGGAGACUAUCGAUGCCUCCCAGCUAAUAAACAUAACUGUGGAAGCAGAACAAAAUGUCGGUGAAGAAGAACAGGAAGAACGUGACGUCUUAGAAGAAGAAGAGGUAGAAGAAGAACAGGACGAACCUGACGUCUUUCAAGAGGAAGAAGUAGAAGAAGAACAGGACGAACAUGACGUGUUGGAAAAAGAAGAGGAAGACGAAGUCCAGGACGAACAUGACGUCUUGGAAGAGGAAGAAAUAGAAGAAGAACAGGAUGAACCUGACGUGUUGGAAGAAGAAGAAGUGGAAAUAAGCGAAAACGACAACAUUGAAAUAGGUCCGUUGUCGACAUCGACAACAGCAAGCACAAACGCAUCGUCAGAGGAAAUUCGCAGUAGGAUGGUUCGACAAUUAAGUCCAAAUAGCGACUCUUCCGAAGAAAUCCGAAAACAAAUGGUAGAAAAGUUUAUCAAGCGGCCUUUAAAAAAAAGGAAGUUCGAGUAA
Anoplophora glabripennis (Asian longhorned beetle) is the source of this 891-nucleotide messenger RNA. Its product is annotated as FK506-binding protein 5-like. The record is from RefSeq and is a predicted model, not a curated record. The transcript has a single exon. Bases 1 to 891 code for a protein of 296 amino acids. Lineage: Eukaryota; Metazoa; Arthropoda; Insecta; Coleoptera; Cerambycidae.